AUGUGCUCAAAAUGCUACAAGGAGACCGCGAAAUCCGAAAGCAAUAAAUCUGGCGAUGCUAAACCCUCAUCUGCCUCACCGAACGUAUCGUCAUCAGAAGCUUCUUCGAAACCAGCCUCUAGUAUAUCCAACAACACCACAACUGCUACAAGGGAUAGCACACCGUCAACAGAUGGUGCUGUUUCUCACCAACAAGACCAACCGCGAGUUUCACGAAAACAUGCACGAUCACCCUCACCCAUUGCCAAAGAGAGGGAUUCAUCCUUACAAAUCCCAUCACCAUUGUCGCAACAACAACAACAAGCAUCGUCAUCGAAUACUUCCUCUUCUACCACUACUCCUAUUUCUAGCACACAAGCAGCGUCUCCCGACAGCAGUGCAGCCUCUACACCCACAGCUACAAGUGAACGGCCUCAACAAGUCAAUAAAGGUCGAUGCUUCCGAUGCAGAGUAAAGGUUCCUCUCGCAAAGCAAACGAUCAACAAAUGCCGAUGUGAAUACGUAUUCUGUGAUUCACAUCGAUAUCCCGAUCGACAUGACUGUGAAGUGGAUUUUGCAAAGUUAGACAGAGAUACGCUCGCAAAGAACAAUCCCAAGUUGCAUGAACGACCCAAGGGUGGCCGCUCAUUCCAACGAAUCGAUAGUUUAUAA
Zychaea mexicana is the source of this 651-nucleotide messenger RNA. RefSeq lists its product as uncharacterized. The transcript has 4 exons. Gene Ontology annotation, molecular function: zinc ion binding. The record is from RefSeq and is a predicted model, not a curated record. NCBI's taxonomy places the organism in Eukaryota, Fungi, Mucoromycota, Mucoromycetes, Mucorales, Lichtheimiaceae. Bases 1 to 651 code for a protein of 216 amino acids.